Messenger RNA from Copidosoma floridanum, 3495 nucleotides. Its product is annotated as 5'-3' RNA helicase armi-like. Gene Ontology annotation, molecular function: helicase activity. NCBI's taxonomy places the organism in Eukaryota, Metazoa, Arthropoda, Insecta, Hymenoptera, Encyrtidae. The record is from RefSeq and is a predicted model, not a curated record.
AUGUUGAGUUUACUAAUGUAUUGGCUCGGGACUACAAAAGAACCCACCAUUAGCGUAGCAGAUAUAAUACCACUUGCACCGGAUUACAGAAACGCCAGUUUCAUCGAGAUCCACACCACGGAUCAGCAAAGUUCCGUUAAGCAGAAUGAAUCUGAGUGUUUCGUUGGAUAUGGUACCGUGACUCGUGUGCUUAAAACCCACGUUAUUAUCGAGAACCGUUACAUGUGCGAAACAGAAUGCAUCGGACCAGCACGCCUUGAAAGAGGUGACAAAGUAAGAUACGUAGCUUAUAAGACCAAGAUAGGUGAAAAGCUGAGGAUACGCAAAAUUAUUGACAAGAUCAAGCCCUCCAGACAGCAGCAAUGCAUUCCAGUUGAUAAAACAUACCCUAUUUUAAAAAAAAGUGACAAUCUGCUGAUUACAGAAUUGAAUAACUGUAAAGUAAACCCAACUGAAAAGCACAUAAGGCAAAUACGCGAGGGGGUAGAAAUUGGUAAAGUGGAUAAAAGAAUCGGCAGGGAUGUUUAUCUUCAUGAUGGUACCAUCAUCAAUUUAGACAGAAGUACUUCAAAUUUUGUUCCUGCCAUUGGAGACUGGUUGAAAAUAAAAUGCUUAGUGGAAGUCAACGAAGGCAUUCCUAAUUUAAAAAAUAAGAUAUUAAAAGUUGAGUCAAUCCAGCCCGUCAAAUUUAUUACCAAGCUAGGGAAAGUCGCGGAAUAUAAUGAAGUUACAGAGUAUGGAAUAGUAGAUGAAUCAAUUUUUUUUUAUAAAUGUGCUUGUGUAGAUGGUUUUCGGCCAUACAGGGGAGACAGAGUUAUUGUACAAAGUAUACAAAAUGAUCAAAUACCAAAGAUGAAAUGGAGGGCCCUUUCUGUAAGUCCACUAAAAGAUGUAUCAAGUAAAUAUGGUCUUGCAACUGUAAAACAAGAAACUCUGUUACCUCUCGGACAAAAUAACGAUUUAUUGGAAGAUAAGCGGAAUAUAGAAAUAACAAAAGAUAUUAAAAUAAAUUUAAAUGUUGAUGAAGAACAAGUUAUAGAAAUUAAGGUAAAGAACAACGGCAAUUUUAUUCAGAAGAUUCGGAAACGUCCCUUUUCAGUAAAAAAAGUAUCACAAAUAAGUCUCAUAGCACCAGAGACUGAGGAUCCUAUUUUGUUAAAUCCAGAAGAAGAAAUAACAUAUACAUUCAAGUGCACAGCUAGAUUUGUUGGGCUAUCUCAAGAAGUAGUGAUAUUUACGUUUAAGGACUUUAAAAUUGGGCGAAUUUUUGAAAUAAAAAUUAAUAACAAUAAUUUUUCUGACCCAACUCAAGAAAAAAAAAAAUAUGACUCCUGCAUAAAUGAAAGACAAUCAAAAUCUAUAAUCCCAAAACCAUACAGAGAAGGCACUUAUAUCAGAGGUGUUAAGCCAUUUAAGCCACCUAAAUUUAUUCUUGUAAGAAAUUGUAGAUAUGAAAUACCACAUAUCCUCUGGUCAACUGUAGAUUUAAUCAUUCAAGAAAAGAAAAACCGUAUAGAAUCAGAACUUGCCUUACAAAAGGUAGUGCCUCACCUAAAGGAAACUUUAAAUUUCGAAAAUUACGAGCUACGUUUUCAACAUUUAUUGUACUUGGAAGAAAUUGCAGAUAUACUUAAUAUGCAGAAGUAUGAAAUGAACUGUGCUGUGAUGAAAAAAAAUGGAGAAUUCUUAACGUUAACAGUGCCUGGUCUUGCUGAGAAACGACCAUCCCUCAUAGUUGGAGAUCGGAUUGUAGUAACCUACAAUUGGGAAAAAGAUGCCAAAAACUAUGAAAGUUACAUUCACAAAAUCAUAAAUACAGACGUGUACUUAAAGUUCAAUCCUAUUUUUCAUGAGUCUUACAAAAGUGAAGAGUGCACAGUAAGAUUUGCAACCUCCUCCACAGUGAUACACCGACGCCAAGCAGCCAUCAGUAUGGUGGUACCCAAUCUCGGCCCAGAUGUACUUUUUCCUAAAAGAGUGGUGCAGAAAGAACCGCAGAUAAAUUUCGUAGAAGAGGAAGAUGGAGGAAUAGAACAAGUAACACUAUCAAGGAUGAUGAAUAAGGAAGACCAUGGGAUACUAAAAAAGUUGAUCCAUUGGUUCAACAAAAAGUUAAACACUUACCAGAAAGAAGCCGUUAAAAAUAUUCUGAAAGGUCUAGCACGGCCUUUGCCUUACGUAAUAUUUGGGCCUCCUGGAACUGGAAAAACAAUAACUAUGGUAGAAACCAUUCUACAAGUAUAUCUAAAUAUUAGAGAUAGUCGAAUCAUCAUUGCUACACCUUCGAAUAGCUCAGCCAAUCUUAUUGCGGAAAAGUUAUUGGAUUCGAAGGCACUUUUAAAUAAUGAUUUGGUACGCCUUGUGGCUUACUACUACCUGGAAAAUGACAGGAUACCCACGCGACUGAUACCUUACUGUAUGACUGCGGACAUUGCUGAAGAGGGCACCCGAUCUGGUCAUACUUAUGAAGCAAACCAAAAAGGCUGUCAAAAAAAUGUGUCGCUACAAACUCUCUGUCGACACCGAAUAAUUGUUGGAACCUGCUCAGCUUUUGGGUCCUUGUACAAUAUGGGCUGUAAGCCAGGAUACUUCACUCACAUAUUUGUUGACGAGGCCGGGCAAGCUAGUGAGCCAGAGAUCAUGAUCCCUCUUAGUUUAGCGCACAAAAAUUCAAGCCAAGUGGUGCUAGCUGGCGAUCCGAAACAACUGGGACCAGUCAAUCAAAGUUGGCUAGCUGGUUACUUCGGCCUUAAUAACAGUUUUUUGGUAAGAUUGCUACAGCAGUUCCCGUAUCAGAAGGAUCCCGAAGGUUUCGAAACUGGAUAUGACCCACGACUGAUAACUAAAUUACUAAUGAACUAUAGAAGUUUACCGGAUUUACUCUCCUUGCCAAAUGAAUUGUUUUAUGAGUCUGAGUUAAUAGCACAGGUACAUCCUGUUGACAGCGAUGAAGCCGAAUUAUUACAUGGAUUGGUUGAUCUAGUGCCAAAAAGAAUCGGAGAUCCGCCAUCGAUUGUUUUCCAUUGCGCAAAAGGACAAAAUAUGCAAGAUAAAGAAAGUACAAGCUGGUACAACGUAGAAGAAGCUAUACAGAUUCACAUGUACCUCCUAAUGCUCUAUAAUAAUGGGCUAAAAUCUAGUGAUAUUGGAAUCAUUACACCAUAUUCCAAACAAGUGUACUUUAUAAAAAAUCGUCUAAUCCAACAUGAAAUAGAUUUACCCAAGAUUGGAACUGUUGAAGAAUUUCAAGGACAAGAAAGGAAAGUAGUUUUGCUAUCAACAGUAAGAACUUCAGAAGAAAAGGUUAGAACCGACGUAAGACAUUCUCUUGGUUUUGUAGCCGCACGGGAAAGAUUAAAUGUUGCCAUAACACGUGCUAGAGUUUUACUUAUUAUUAUUGGCCAUCUUGAGUUAUUGGAACAAGAUUAUUACUGGCGUAGCGUUAUAACGCACUGCAAAGCCCGGAAUUCAGUGACUGGUCACAACUUUAAAUGA